Molecule: messenger RNA, 630 nt
Organism: Arabidopsis arenosa
Lineage: Eukaryota; Viridiplantae; Streptophyta; Magnoliopsida; Brassicales; Brassicaceae
Source: the annotation of a GenBank genome assembly
AAAACACUUCCAAUGGCUUCUUCCAAUGAUUCAGCUCCGGAGAACAACAACGUCUCCGUCGUAGCUAGACAACCUCUACACCCACACACACCUUUUUUCUUUCCUCACACUCUUUCUCCUCGUACUUACUACUUCUCGGCGCCACCACAAAUUUACUUCAUCUCCGACGUAAAUCUCCCUCCUCCUCCAUCAAUAUGGGUGUAUUAUCCUCUUUGGUAUAUCAACUCUAACCCUAACCGGUAUGAGUCAAUACAAGAACUUCCGCAACCCUACUCUCCAACCCCUAGCCGAGAGCUGACUCUUCCCCCGACUAGUAGCAGAAGAGUUUUUGGUCGGAGAAGUCACGGUCGAUGUGGGAAGGUGACAUGGAGAAGAAGUAUCAAGCCGGAAGUUGAAUCGAACGGCGAACAUAUCACAACCGUCAUGCUUCGCAACAUACCCAACCGAUACACGAGAGAGAUGAUGAUUGAGUACAUGGAUAAGCACUGCGAAGAAGCCAAUAAAAGUGGGAAAAAUGAAGAAUUUACAAUCUCUGCUUAUGAUUUCAUUUAUCUUCCGAUGGACUUUAGGUAAGUUUUAAUCGUUAAUAUCUUUAUUACUAUUCAGAAGCAACAAAAUGAUGAUAUACAA